AUGUCGAACACCGGUUCUUCCUCGAACACGGGCUCGGCCGCGAGCCAAACUCCCGGACUGUCGACGGCUGUCGCGGUCGUGCGUUAUAUGCCCAUUCCUCACUCGAAAGAUGCUCCGUUGUUCACGGGGAAAUUCGUUACCGACUUUCUCAAUAUCGUUAAGGCUCAUGGUAAGGCUGCGGGUGUUCCAGAGGACGAUUUACCGCCUCUAAUCGCGCAGUAUUGCUCGGACGAGGUAAAGGCUGUUUUACGUUAUUCUGAUCAGUUGAAGAAGGGUGCGAGAUGGAGCGAAGCGGAGGAACAUAUGCUUUCUCUCUAUGGCGCAGAUGACGAGCCCCCGCCCGUACAGCCGUCCACAGUUAUUUCCUUCUGUGGUCAGACUUCUGUUUUGGAAGCAUUUUCGACUCGCUAUGAACUCGAGCAGUAUUACCGGAGAUUUCACGCUAUGAGUUCACAGCUGAUUAAUAAGAAGCUGUGGACUAUCAUCGAAGCGAACUUGUGGUUCUAUCGAGGGUUACCUCGUACUCACCGUGUAUACGUCGGGGACAAUAUUGAUCAGAAGUAUAAGGUUAUUACUAACCCGCCUCCGAUUACUGACGUAUUUAAGCUAGUUAAGACGACUUUCGACCCAGAUCAGAUCGACGUUACUUGGAUCGCACCACCAGCCAAUGCCCCUUCAUUCGGAAUAGACGGUAGCUCAGUUCCUCAACCCGUCCAACAGCGCACCGUUCGUUUCGAGGAUCAGCAAACCCAGCCUCAAGUUCAGCAAGCUCCACCAAACGAUGUCGAUAAUCUCGCUGAGCAGCUCAAGAACCUCAAGAUUCAGAUGGCGCAGUUGAUUAGCGGAAGCUCUACGAGACAAGGUAAUAUCUCGAACGAUACCACUAACGCGACUUUGCCUCAGCAGGAUUUUGAGCGGCGGUGUUUCAUGUGCGGACAGAUCGGACAGCACCGCUUAGGACUUCAAUUCUGUCCUGAGACUCAAAAAUUAGUCUCCGAAGGUAUGAUCGUACAAGACCAGAACACUCGAAGGUAUACGCUUCCGAACGGAGUUGAUCUUCCUAUUGCGCCCCGUGGAUUCCUUGGCGGAUUAGCUGCGUAUCUCCGUUCUACUUUUAAGACUCUUACUGGAAUGUUCGCCAAGGCGCCUGCUCAGCCUUUGGCUCGUGACCCACCGCCUCACCAGGCUGCGGCGAUUUCUAGUCUCUCUAAUCCGAUUGUUGGUUCGACGAGUUCGGUUGGAUUGACUCUCAGCGGUAGCGAUGAACCGAUUUUACAGGGAGAUGUUUUUGCCUUGUCUGCUAAUGAUCCGUCACCUCGAGUUUAUUAUUCAGAUGCAGUAGAUUACGACUCGAACCCGGUAACUCGCUCAGGCAAGGACACGGCUGGAAGAGACAACGCCAAUCCGUAUAGACGUCCAGAUCCAGCUAAGUCUUCUGUUAAUAAUCCGGCUCCAGUGCAGAAUACUACGAAUCGUCCCGCCGUUCCAGGUCCUAGCGGUGUUUCAUUUGCUCCUUCUCAGCCUGCUGGUCGUCCUCAAGCCCCACGUCCGAAUAUUCCACCCGCUGCUCCCCCAGUUCCGACGAUCAACACCCAGCCUCCACCCCGUAAGCCGCCUGUUCAGACACAGUCGCAGGAUGCCGACAUGAAAGACGCCGCGAAGAAGGGUCCUCUCUUCCAUUUCACUUCGGAUAUUCAAGAGAAGACGUCUAUCGAGAAGAUUGAACAAGCCAUUUGGGCCCAGUCGAUUACCCUUUCUAUUGGCGAGCUCGUUGGCGCGUCUCCGGCACUGCAGAAACGGUUGACAGCCGCGACUACGACUAGGCGACAAUAUACGAAUGCGCACGGUGAGUACGAGUUAUAUACUCCUAGAGCUGAAGAGAUUCUCUCCGAGCACCAGACCGCAUCCUUAAUCGCACCCGGUGAUCAACUCUACGUGUCGGAUGAACGAGAGCUAAGUUCUUUCCUCGUUACUCAUACCCAUGCUGUUCAGUUACGCCCUUCGAGAUUUUUUGCUAUGACUACAGGACAGUUUUCGGCGACGCUUGCAGGCCGCCCGGUUAAGUUUAUGGUCGACACAGGUUCCGAGUUGAAUUUAAUUCCUGAGUGGUUAGUUAACGAGACAGGUAUCCCAUUGGACUUCGAAGGAUCGAAGUGGGCGUUGAAAGGCGUUCACGGAGGCCCUGUUCGACUACUCGGAUGCGUUAAGGACGUUGAUAUCGUAGUCGGAGGCCACAAUCUAGCUCACCAUUUCUUUGUUCAGGCAACGGGUACUGGAGAUCCGGGUAAGUUCGACGUCAUUCUAGGUCAGCCUUGGAUUCAAUGGUUCGCCACUCGCAUCGACUACGAUCGCUCUGGAGCAAUGUUCAUGACGAUUUGGAAGGAUGGCGACCGUUCUCAGCCUCCGACUCUUUCCAUUACGCUAGCGAAACCUCACCACGAGAAGAAUAUGGACAAGAUAGGUAGUGCAGCAUCCGUUUUACCUGCUGACCAUUCAUAUAGUCCCUCUGGAAGCUACCCUUCGUCGACGACGACGUCUUCUCUGCCUUUGGACCCAAGGAUUGUCGAGGUUUUCGACUCAGCUGAAGACCAGGAUUUUCGCGAACGUGCGGGUCCUUCGCAGCAACCUUAG
Stereum hirsutum FP-91666 SS1 is the source of this 2631-nucleotide messenger RNA. RefSeq lists its product as uncharacterized. Gene Ontology annotation, molecular function: aspartic-type endopeptidase activity. The record is from RefSeq and is a predicted model, not a curated record. The coding region runs from base 1 to 2631 and encodes 876 amino acids. The transcript has a single exon. NCBI's taxonomy places the organism in Eukaryota, Fungi, Basidiomycota, Agaricomycetes, Russulales, Stereaceae. Gene Ontology annotation, biological process: proteolysis.